AUGCGUGUGAAUCUACGCAAAUUCAUCUUAAUAAGCGGUGGAUUCGUCUUGCUAUGGCUGAUAGUUUCCUAUUCCUCGUUAUUCGUUCCCGUCUCAAAGAAACGCGGAAACAUUGAAAAAAUUGAAACAGAAUUAGACAAUUUACAAAAUAAAAUGUUAGAUCAGUUAAGUGAUAGCUAUAAAUUGUUAGAUAAAGUUAAAGAGCAUCUCAGGAAGACUGAUCAUCAAGAGAUUCCAAAAGAUUUACCGUUAUCCUGGAACCGAGAUGGUUUUGCACAAAGUGGCAAAGGUCCUGUGUUGCCGAUUUUAGUGAUAGCGUGCGACAGAGUCACUGUCAGGAGAUGUUUGGACAAUUUAGUGAAAUUUAGACCAGACAAAAUUACGUUUCCUAUUAUUGUUAGCCAGGACUGCGGUCAUAAUGAGACUUACCAGAUAAUUAAGUCCUACGUGGACGCCGAUCCUACUAUAUCCGUGGUCAGGCAACCAGAUCUAUCAGAAAUACCUCUCACAAGAGCAAAAGUUAAAUUCAAAGGGUAUUACAAGAUAGCGAGACACUUUAGAUUCGCUUUGAACUACGUUUUCGUAACUCUGAAGCAUGAAGCUGUGAUCAUUGUUGAAGAUGAUCUGGACAUUUCGCCGGAUUUCUUUGAAUAUUUCCUCGGAACUUAUCCUCUGUUGUCAAAAGACCCAACGAUAUGGUGUAUAUCAGCGUGGAAUGACAAUGGCAAGAAGCAGUUGAUAGAUCUGUCUCGACCGGAACUGCUUCAUAGGACGGACUUCUUCCCAGGACUUGGGUGGCUAUUGAAGAGGGAAACUUGGCUGCAAUUGGAACCGAAGUGGCCGCAAGCUUUCUUUGAUGAUUGGCUCCGAGAUCCAGAGAACACUCAAGGUCGAGCUUGCAUCAGACCUGAAGUUUCAAGGACGUACAGCUUCGGAAAGGUGGGCGUCAGCAAAGGACUGUUCUUCGACAUGCAUUUAAGAUAUAUGCAGUUGAACAUGGACUAUAUAGAAUUCACCAAACUAAACCUAACAUACUUAUUGAAGGAUGUAUACGACGAUCAUCUCACAACAUUAGUGACGUCACUACCGGAACUGACCGCCGAGGAGGUCAAGUCGCGCCCGGGAACCGAACCCGUUAAAGUGACAUACACCAGCGCCAAAACAUACCAGAAGGCUGCCAAGAAAUUGGGCCUAAUGGACGAUUUUAGGAGUGGCAUUCCCCGUACAGCGUACCGCGGCAUAGUGACGUGUUACAUUCAAGGAAGAAGAGUUUACCUCGCCCCCGGGUAUCAAUGGACCAAAUAUGACCCGACGUGGGGGUGA
This is a messenger RNA of Danaus chrysippus (African queen), 1323 nucleotides long. NCBI's taxonomy places the organism in Eukaryota, Metazoa, Arthropoda, Insecta, Lepidoptera, Nymphalidae. The record is from the annotation of a GenBank genome assembly.